Neltuma alba is the source of this 501-nucleotide messenger RNA. Its product is annotated as TMV resistance protein N-like. Gene Ontology annotation, biological process: signal transduction. The coding region runs from base 1 to 501 and encodes 166 amino acids. The transcript has a single exon. NCBI's taxonomy places the organism in Eukaryota, Viridiplantae, Streptophyta, Magnoliopsida, Fabales, Fabaceae. The record is from RefSeq and is a predicted model, not a curated record.
AUGGCCAGUCCAGCAGCCAUGCAGAAAUCAUUGUUACUAGCCAAACAGUGCCCUGGGAUUGCGCGAACAGCCUGCGACGUGUUCUUGAGCCACAGGAAGAUUGACACGGCAAGAACCAUCGUAGGGUUGCUGUACGAGAAUCUGAGGUUGGUGAGAGUGAGAGCCUUCUUAGACACAGAGAACAUGAAACCAGGAAACAGGUUGGUGGAUCAUAUAGACAAGGCCAUAGGUGAGUGUAAGGUUGGUGUCACUGUCUUCUCUCCUGCUUACUGUGAUUCCUUCUUCUGUCUGCACGAGCUUGCUCUUCUCAUGGAAUCCAAGAAAAGAGUGAUCCCAGUUUUCUACGACAUCGAGCCCUCGCAGCUUCAGAUUAAGCCCUCCAGAAGAUUCACUCUUGAAGAGCACCGAAAGUUUAGUUCAGCAUUGGAAGAGGCUAAGUCUAUUCGAGGAAUCUCCUUCGAUCCCUUAAAUGGGUAUAUCAAUAAGUUCCUUUUCUACUAA